Molecule: messenger RNA, 2183 nt
Organism: Arabidopsis thaliana (thale cress)
Lineage: Eukaryota; Viridiplantae; Streptophyta; Magnoliopsida; Brassicales; Brassicaceae
Exons: 5
Coding region: 334-1590 (418 amino acids)
Source: RefSeq, marked reviewed
GUUUGUUAUUAAGGUGUACUAGUUGGGUCAAAGAGUUGUUAUUUGUUCCUUUGGGUCGACAUAGAGUCGGGUUUAGUUUUGUUAAUUGAAUAAUUCUAAGCCUCAAAAAAAUCUUAAGAAUUAAACUGUCUUCUUCUUCGGUCCCAGCCAAAAAUCCAGAAGAUUCUUAAAUCUCAUUUCUGCGGCGUAGGUGAAGUCUUAGCGAUAAGCUUUGUUUCUUCUUCUUCUUCUUCUUUACCCAUGGAUUUUUAACGAACAAGAGAAGAGAAGAACCAAGUUUUCUUCGAAAGGAUUGAACUUUGUUUCUUUCUCUUCAGCUACAACAACCAAAAAAUGAUCAAGCUUUGCUUCAUGACUUCUCAUGGUUAUUCAAUCCCUGGCCUUGGUCUUCCUCAAGACCUCUGCAACACCGAAAUCAUCAAGAAUAGCCGGUCUCAUCUGGUGAAUCCCGGAGCAAGACAAGAGAUCAUACCUGCAAGCUCCUUCAAUCUGAAUACAGAACUCUUGGAACCAUGGAAACCGGUUUCUUCAUUUAGCCAAUUCGUGGAGAUUGAUUCAGCCAUGAUGAAACCUCUGCUCAUGGAUGUUCAUGAGACGGCACCAGAAUCUCUGAUUUUGAGCUUUGGAAUCGCUGAUAAGUUUGCAAGACAAGAAAAGGUGAUGGAGUUUCUUCUGUCUCAGUCAGAGGAGUUCAAGGAAAAAGGAUUCGAUAUGUCGCUGUUAAAUGAAUUGAUGGAGUUUGAGUCUAUGAAAUCCAGUUCUCAGCUACGACCGUAUGAUACUUCCUCUGUUCUUUACUUGAAUCAAGAAUUAGGGAAACCGGUUUUGGAUCUCGUUAGGGAUAUGAUGGAGAAUCCAGAGUUCUCUGUGCGAUCGAAUGGUCAUGUUCUGUUCUCUUCAAGUAGCAAUCCUGAGUUGAAUGAUCUACUUUCUAUUGCUUCCGAGUUCAAUUUGUCAAGGAAUUCAACAACAAAAUGGAGACAGCUCUCACCGCUUAUCCCACACUUUCAGAGGUUUGAAAGUGACGUAUUUACACCGGCUAAGCUGAAAGCAGUUACAGUGCUAGCACCUUUGAAGAGUCCUGAGAAAAGCAGGCUCAAGUCACCAAGGAAACACAACACGAAGCGAAAAGCUAAAGAGAGGGACCUAUACAAAAGAAAUCAUCUCCACGCUUACGAGAGCCUUCUCUCUUUAAUGAUAGGCAAUGAUCAUCGACACAAACACACAACAGUACUCUCUUUACAGAAAUCAUGUGGAGAGCUCUCAGAGCUUCUGACUCAGUUCUCUAUCACUGCUGCUGGAACUGGAAUCGCUGUGCUCUUUUCUGUCGUAUGUAGCCUUGCUUCAAGGCGUGUACCCUUUUGCGCAAAUAAGUUCUUCGACACUGGGCUUGGUUUGAGUUUGGUAAUACUGUCAUGGGCUGUGAAUAGACUCAGGGAGGUGAUUGUUCAUGUCAAUAGGAAAGCGAACAAGCCAUGUUCAAGUUUGAAAGAUGACGAAAUCAUAAACAGUGUGGAGAGAAGUAUGAAGGAGGUUUACUACAGAGCUGCAACGGUAAUCGCGGUGUUUGCGCUUAGGUUUGCAUGUUGAAAAAUCGGGGUGAGAGGUAAAAAUCUUGAUUUACUACUCCAUGGAAAGCUUCUAAAAGGUCGUUUGUAAAUGACUAAAACUUGUUUAGUAGCUGUAAAUGUGAAAGAUGAUAUUAUGUGGUAGAACCUAAGAUUAAGAGGUGAAGAAUUUUGAAGAGAAUAAAUGUUUUGCAAGAAUGCGUUUGUUCCAUCACUACAAGCUCCAACAUUUCUUCAUCCUCCACCAUAUCAAUUUUGUUCAAGAAGCACACAAGUGAUGGAAUACCAACCUGUGGCGAAUUACAACCUAAAAAAACAGUCAUAAUUUCUUCAGUAGCUUUUCGAUCAAGUCACACAACAAUGAUGUUCUUCGGUUUGAACAUAUGGUAAAGUAAGGGCCAUGAAACUUUAAUUGUGUGAAGAGAAUGAAAUCAGAGCCUCGCGUUGACGACCCUGCUUGUACUGGUAAAUCAGUAGUUUGCAUAUUUCGUCUACUAUGCUCGUCCUAUUUGCGUUGUUUGACCCCUUCUUGUAAUGGAAGUUGUAACACAAACAUAAAUAAUAACUAGAGGGAACGACGACAUUUAUUUUCUUUUCAACAAUAUAACUAGUUCC